AUGGAGGGUACCCUUUCCGAAGGAGAAGAAAACAAACAAAGCAACAAAAACAGAAAGUAUAGAAAGGAAAAGCCAUGGGAUAAUGAAAAUAUUGAUCACUGGAAAGUGGAUAAGUUCAUUAGAGAAGAUAAUAAACAUCAUUUUUUAGAGGAGUCAAGUUUUAAGGUAUUAUUUCCCAAAUAUCGAGAAAAAUACUUACAACAAUUUAGCACAGAUAUAAAAAGUACAUUAAAUAAGCAUUUCAUAAAAUUCGAAAUAAACUUAGUGGAAGGAUAUAUGUGUGUUAGAACAACAAAAAAAACAUAUGAUCCAUAUAUUAUUAUUAAAGCAAGAGAUAUGGUUUCUCUUUUAUCUAGGAGUGUUCCAUUUAAUCAAGCAAAAAGAGUUUUAGAAGAUGAAACAUUUUGUGAUAUUAUAAAAAUUAAUGGUUAUAUAAGAAAUAAAAAUAAAUUUAUUAAAAGAAGACAGAGACUGUUAGGCAGUAAUGGGACUACACUAAAAGCGUUAGAGAUUUUAACCAAUUGUUAUAUUUGUGUUCAUGGUAAAACAGUUAGUCUCAUAGGGUAUUUCAAAUCGCUAAAAAUUGUUCGAAGGAUUGUUAUCGAUUGUAUGAAAAACAUACAUCCAGUUUAUCAUAUCAAAGAAUUAAUAGCAAAAAGAGAAUUAGAAAAAAAUAAUCAUUUUAAAAAUGAAAAUUGGGAAAAAUUUCUUCCAAAUUUUAAAAAAAGAAAUGUACAAAGGAAAAAAAUUAAACAAAAAUUAGACAAAAAAAAUGGUAAAAGGAAGUCAGUUUUCCCACCUGAUCAACUGCCCAGAAAAAUAGACAUCCAAAUGGAAACUGGUGAAUAUUUCCUCAAUCAGGAGAAGUGGAAAAAAGAGAAAAGGGAAAAAAAGAGUAAAAAGGAAAUAACGGAUAUAAUGGAUAAAACAAAGCAAGGCUCAAAGGCUUCUAGUUGA
Plasmodium malariae is the source of this 957-nucleotide messenger RNA. It is a transcript of the gene KRR1, whose product is annotated as KRR1 small subunit processome component, putative. Gene Ontology annotation, cellular component: nucleolus; small-subunit processome. Gene Ontology annotation, molecular function: RNA binding. Lineage: Eukaryota; Apicomplexa; Aconoidasida; Haemosporida; Plasmodiidae. The record is from RefSeq and is a predicted model, not a curated record. The transcript has a single exon. The coding region runs from base 1 to 957 and encodes 318 amino acids.